CACCUGCCGGACUGGUAGACGUUCUGGGCCCGAGGCAGCGACAUGCAUGACCGAGUUACUGGCGUCUUCAGGAGAUGUGGGCUCAUUGUAUUUCCCCCAAGAUGUCAUCAAGAGGACACCAGGGAGCCUUGUGGCUGUUUUUGUUUGCAUUUUUUGUUUCAGGUUGUGUGUCCAUUAGACGAGAGGAGGGCUCAGACGUGCAGUUGUCGUGUAUCGUCCCGAUCCCGAGCGAGUAUGUCCUGGAGUGGAAGCGGGGUGCUGAGGUGAUUCUCCGGUACACCAGUACUUCAGGUGCCGCAGUGGUCCCAGCUGUGAGCUUCGCUGGGAGAGUUUCUCUCGUUGGAGCGCGGAUGGAUUUGGGGAUAACAUCGGUGAAAUGGACAGAUUCCGGACAGUUUUACUGCAGUGUUAGAAACCUGGCGACCUCUGACCCGCCGGUGACGUCAUCCAGCCAAACAUUAACAGUUGACGGAAUGACUACGAUGGAAAGUGACGUCAUCUCCAGACGGGACAAUUUGGGAGGUUGUACAGCAGAUACCAGUGGAGUGCAGUUGGUCACAGUAAUCCUGAUGACAACAGCAGCAGGGGUUGGGGGGAUGCUGGCGGGGGCAGCACUGGCGCUGUUGUGUCGUGCCAUGUGCCGAGACUCAGGACGGGAUGAUGAUUCCAGAGUUUUUCACGCUGCUGAAGUGGCUUUCUAAUAUGGAC
Molecule: messenger RNA, 708 nt
Organism: Branchiostoma floridae (Florida lancelet)
Lineage: Eukaryota; Metazoa; Chordata; Leptocardii; Amphioxiformes; Branchiostomatidae
Exons: 6
Coding region: 75-701 (208 amino acids)
Source: RefSeq, a predicted model, not a curated record